UGUUUACUCCCGAGAUAGACUACCAUGACCAUGAAGCCUUGCGCGGGCGGGUGUGCGCGCAUGCGUGUACGUGCCGGGGCGAGGCACGCCGGGAUCGAAGAGGAGCAGGAUGGCGGUGGGUUGGAGGAGCGGCUCGUUGGCGAGAGGCUGUUGGUCUUUCUGCUGGCUCCAGAGCCCUGCCACUGCCUCAAGAACAGUCCUGCAGGCCCGCAGUCACCUGGCAACGGGACCGCAGCCACGCGGCGCCAGACCUAUCCACUGUCACUGUGGCAACAGGCCAGCACUGCAAGCAGAGCAGCAUCCCGCAGGGCCCGAGUGCAGGCGCCCAGAAUACAUCCCACAGCGCAAAGCCAAGAAUCCGAUGGGAAAGAUUGGGCUGGCCUGGCUAAUUGGUCUCCCAUCUGGGAUCAUCACCUUCCUCCUUGCGAAGCGAGAGGUGGACAAGAACCGGCUGAAACAGCUUAAGGUCAGGCAGCGGAUGAAGAGUGCCAAUGAGGGCGAUUAUCAAAGUGAGCGUUACAGGCGAGAUGUAGAGGAGAAUGAGACCAGAGCUGUGAGCAGGUCAACGUGAUGGGGGUGGAACCCCUGACAUCUUGGUCACCACUUCCCUCCAAUGGCUUGGCCAAUCUGGCUCUGCCUUUGUCUCCCUCUAAUCUCAGGUCCAGUCUCCGGACAACACAGGAUCAAUGGAGGUGUAUGGACAGUUGCCGUUUCAGCCCGAGACCCUUCACCUGGACUCCUCAAAGUUCAAAGUAAAUUUAUUACACAAGUACUUAUAUGUCACCUUGAGAAAAACUAUACUUAACAAAAAUUGAUAAAAAUCCAAUGUGGAAAAGAGGACAAAUUGUGAAAAUAAUAAAGUAAAUAAAUAAUA
Molecule: messenger RNA, 874 nt
Organism: Mobula hypostoma (lesser devil ray)
Lineage: Eukaryota; Metazoa; Chordata; Chondrichthyes; Myliobatiformes; Myliobatidae
Product: DUF4748 domain-containing protein
Exons: 3
Coding region: 110-571 (153 amino acids)
Source: RefSeq, a predicted model, not a curated record